Messenger RNA from Penicillium soppii, 1614 nucleotides. Its product is annotated as sugar porter family MFS transporter. Gene Ontology annotation, cellular component: membrane. Lineage: Eukaryota; Fungi; Ascomycota; Eurotiomycetes; Eurotiales; Aspergillaceae. Gene Ontology annotation, molecular function: carbohydrate:proton symporter activity. The transcript is spliced from 4 exons. Bases 1 to 1614 code for a protein of 537 amino acids. The record is from RefSeq and is a predicted model, not a curated record. Gene Ontology annotation, biological process: carbohydrate transport; transmembrane transport.
AUGAGUGCCACCAAAUCUUCCGGGGUAGACCCGAACAGCACUAUCCGCGAACGGUCCCUUGCCGUCGCCGCACAAGCCGAAGAGCAACAAGGCUGGCUAGAGAGAAAGCUCAAACCUAAGAAAAUAUCCGCUCGAUAUCCUUUCAAAGGUAAAAUCUUGCUGUAUGCCACCUGUGCCUUUGGCAGUUUGGGCGAUGCCCUUUUCGGAUACAACUCCGGAAUCAUGUCUGGACUGUUGGUUAACGAGGUCUUCGUGUCUCGCUUUUUCAAAAACUACGGAGGGGCCGAUGGAACCACAGGCGGAGUUGAUCCUUCCAUCACGGGAAUUUCCGUCGCCUGUUUACAAGCAGCAGCGGCGGUGGGAGCCCUGGUAGCAGGUCGACUUGGGGACAUGAUCGGUCGAAAGAAGUGUGUCCGCGUCGGAGCAUUCAUCUACUUCUUUGCCUCGUUCAUUCAGAUAUCCGCGCCUGGUUUUGCUACGUUCAUCGCAGGCCGUACUAUUCAAGGAGUGGGUGUAGGAUUCCUAUCCAUGACUGUGCCUAUUAUCCAAACAGAGAUUGCGGCCGCUCAUCGCCGAGGCUUGAUGGUUGGGAUUGAGUACACCUUUUUGAUUGCAGGAUAUAUGCUUUCGUGUUGGGUAGACUAUGGGUUUAACUUCUUGUUGCCGAAACACAUAUCGUGGCAAGGUCCUUUCAUCAUUCAGAUUGUCCUCUCCUUUGUCUUGAUGAGCAUGUCGUUCUUUUUACCAGAAACUCCGCGGUGGCUGGCGAUCAAUGGGUUUGUGGACGAGAGUCUGCAAACAAUUGCAGACCUGCAUUCCAACGGCGACACACAAGCAGAACAUGUCCAACGAACUUUCCUUGAAAUUCAAGAAGCCGUGAUCUAUGAAAGCAACCUGGGAAAGUCCAGUUGGACGGAAAUGUUCACUCGGUAUCGGAAAAGAACAAUUGUUGGAAUCACAGUGCAGAUGUUCGCACAGAUCAACGGGAUCAAUAUCAUCUCAUUCUAUCUCCCGAGCACUCUUUCAUCUGCCGGGUAUGACAACCGAAAGUCUCUCCUAUAUACAGCUGCAAACGCUCUUCCAUAUACCGCCGCAACAAUCGUUACUUGGUGGUUAGCCGACAGGUGGGGCCGGAAACCAUUGCUCAUUCUCGGAGGUCUCGGAAUGGCCGUACUGCUAGGCAUCGUCUGCGUCUUCACUGAAAUCGACAUAGACAUCCAAGCCAAAGCAAAUGGCCAGUAUGCCUUCGUGAUGCUUUACAAUAUCCUCUAUGGCUUCACCUGGGGGCCAAUGCCGUGGCUGUUGCCUGCGGAAAUCUUCCCGCUGCGGGGCCGCAGCAAAGGCAUGGCUCUGGCUACGACUAGCAAUUGGGUGUUCAAUUUCAUCAUUGGCAUGGUGUCCCCUGAUGCUUUUUCCGGCAUACAUGGCUAUUUCUACCUUGUGAUUGCAGGGUUUUGUCUCUCUUCGGCUAUUCUUGUUCACUUUUAUUAUGUUGAGACAGCACACCAUACCCUUGAGGAGAUCGCGGUUGCAUUCGGCGAUAAGGCGUUUGCGGAUUGCGAUGCUGAGGUCAUGGAAGAGGCGAAAAGUGAAACGGUGGAAUACUCAGCAUGA